AUGCAAGCCCAUUGUUAAGAGAAGGAAGCUCUAGCUGAUAUCUUUGGUCAUAUAAAAGAUGUAGAUGAGCAAAUGUUUGGUGUCAUAUUAGAAAAAUUAAGAAAGGAAAAAGUUGAAGACAUCAUUGGAUAUCUUUCAGAAAACGUGAAUCAAAGGCAAUUAGAAUUAUAUAUCUAACAACAAGCAGAGAAAAUCGCCCAAGCUAAUAAAAAAUAGAAAUUUUCUCUUAUUGGAAAUGACAUGAAAUAAAUUACAGAUGUCUUAAAAAAAUUAAAAGAUCAUGACUUCAACUACAAAGACUUUUCCUCUGAACAAAAUGAAGAAUCUACAUUAUUUCUAAUUAAUAUCAUCAAAGAUAAUAGAAGAAUCAUUGAAUUUUUGUAAUUUUUAGUUCACCUUACAUCAAUAGAUUACACUUUAAUAUAAUGUGGAUCUAAUUCAUUACAUAUUUUAGUUUAAAUUAAGGUGGACCUUAGUAAUAAAAGUUUUGAAAAUAUUAAGAUUUAAAAUACAUCUAUAGUAGGAGCUAAUUUUUGUAGAUGUAAUUUAAGUGAAUCAUAAUUUAAUAAUGUCAAUAUAAGUGGAAUAAAUCUAAAUGGAGCAUAAUUAUUUCAUUGUAAAUGGAAGUACUUAAGAAUCCAAGAAUUAAAUAUAUUACAUGGUCAUAGUGAUUAAGUAAGAUCAAUUUGUUUUUCUCCUGAUGGAAAAACAUUAGUUUCUGGAGGUGGUGAUUGCUCUAUCCGUCUAUGGGAUGUAAAAACUGGAUAGUAAAAAGCCUUAAUAGAUGGUCAUACUAGCACUGUCAAUUCAGUCAGUUUCUCUUCAAAUGGAAAUAUAUUAGUUACUGGAUAUGAAAAUGGCUCUGUCGUAUUAUGGGAUGAUAAAACAAGAAAGAAAAGAGCAAAAUUAGAUGGUCAUAUUGGCAAUGUACUCUCGGUUUGUUUCUCUCAUGAUGGAAAAACAUUAGCUUCUUGUAGUAGUGAUAAUUCUAUCCGUCUAUGGGAUGUCAAAACAGGAUAAUAAAAAUCCAAAUUAGAUGGUCAUACUAGUACUGUCUGGUCAGUCUGUUUCUCUCCUGAUGGAAAAACAUUAGCUUCUUGUAGUAGUGAUAAGUCUGUCCAUCUAUGGGAUGUCAAAACAGGAUAAUAAAAAGCCAAAUUGGUUGGACAUAAUAGUACUGUCUACUCAGUCUUUUUCUCUCCUGAUGGAAAAACAUUAGCUUCUUGUAGUAGUGGUAAGUCUAUCCGGCAAUGGGAUGUCAAAACAGGAUAAUAAAAAGCCAAAUUAGAUGGUCAUACUAGUACUGUCUACUCAGUCUGUUUCUCUCCUGAUGGAAAUACAUUAGCUUCUGGUAGUAAUGAUAAGUCUAUCCGUCUAUGGGAUGUCAAAACAGGAUAAUAAAAAGCCAAAUUAGAUGGUCAUACUAGUACUGUCUACUCAGUCUGUUUCUCUCCUGAUGGAAAUACAUUAGCUUCUGGUAGUAAUGAUAAGUCUAUCCGUCUAUGGGAUGUCAAAACAGGAUAAUAAAAAGCCAAAUUAGAUGGUCAUACUAGUACUGUCUACUCAGUCUGUUUCUCUCCUGAUGGAAAUACAUUAGCUUCUGGUAGUAAUGAUAAGUCUAUCCGUCUAUGGGAUGUCAAAACAGGAUAAUAAAAAGCCAAAUUAGAUGGUCAUACUAGUACUGUCUACUCAGUCUGUUUCUCUCCUGAUGGAAAUACAUUAGCUUCUGGUAGUAAUGAUAAGUCUAUCCGUCUAUGGGAUGUCAAAACAGGAUAAUAAAAAGCCAAAUUAGAUGGUCAUACUAGUACUGUCUACUCAGUCUGUUUCUCUCCUGAUGGAAAUACAUUAGCUUCUGGUAGUAAUGAUAAGUCUAUCCGUCUAUGGGAUGUCAAAACAGGAUAAUAAAAAGCCAAAUUAGAUGGUCAUACUAGUACUGUCUACUCAGUCUGUUUCUCUCCUGAUGGAAAUACAUUAGCUUCUGGUAGUAAUGAUAAGUCUAUCCGUCUAUGGGAUGUCAAAACAGGAUAAUAAAAAGCCAAAUUAGAUGGUCAUACUAGUACUGUCUACUCAGUCUGUUUCUCUCCUGAUGGAAAUACAUUAGCUUCUGGUAGUAAUGAUAAGUCUAUCCGUCUAUGGGAUGUCAAAACAGGAUAAUAAAAAGCCAAAUUAGAUGGUCAUACUAGUACUGUCUACUCAGUCUGUUUCUCUCCUGAUGGAAAUACAUUAGCUUCUGGUAGUAGUGAUAAGUCUAUCCGUCUAUGGGAUGUCAAAACAGGAUAAUAACAAGCCAAAUUAGAUGGUCAUAGUGAUAAUGUUAAAUCAGUCUGUUUCUCUCCUGAUGGAAACACAUUAGCUUCUGGUAGUUAUGAUAACUCUAUCCGUCUAUGGGAUGUCAAAACAGGAUAAUAAAAAUUCAAAUUAGAUGGUCAUACUCAUUAUGUCUAGUCAGUCUGUUUCUCUCCUGAUGGAAAUACAUUAGCUUCUGGUAGUAGUGAUAACUCUAUCCGAUUAUGGGAUGUAAAGGCAGGAUAAGAAAUUAAAUCCUCUGAUAAAAACUACAAAGAUAUUCUUGCAUAAUUUAAGAUUCCACUCUAAUAAAAUUAUCCAUUAUAAGAAGGUAAUAUUAAUUUUUUUUGAAAUUUUAGCAUCCAAUUACAUCACUACACUCCUAAUAUCUUAAUCCGCUAUUUUCUAAGCAUAAGGAGCACUUGUUCUCAAAGGAGAAUUCAUUAAUCAUCAAGGCAUUGAUUUGAGACCUUUAUUCAAAUCCAAAGGUAGUUGCAUUUUAGAAGACCUUAAGUAAAAGUGA
Molecule: messenger RNA, 2809 nt
Organism: Paramecium primaurelia
Lineage: Eukaryota; Ciliophora; Oligohymenophorea; Peniculida; Parameciidae
Source: the annotation of a GenBank genome assembly